This is a messenger RNA of Peniophora sp. CBMAI 1063, 1695 nucleotides long. The record is from the annotation of a GenBank genome assembly. Lineage: Eukaryota; Fungi; Basidiomycota; Agaricomycetes; Russulales; Peniophoraceae.
AUGUCUGGAGCAGACAUCUUCCUGUCGUUCGCGUUCUUGAAGCCUCUCAAGUUGAAUGCCUUCCACUACAGUCAAUCCAGAGGCGUUCAUCUCUCUACAACGAAGUCGAAAUGGGAGGUUGGGAGAGGUUAUAAACCGAAGGAUGUUUGGAUUCAUCAUGCCCGUACUUCUGCGAGUGUCGCGCAUGCUACCAUCACUAGAGAUCCCCAGGGCUCCCUUACAAUCAAGGAUCAUUUGCAAAAUGGGACCUGGAUCGUCAAGGACUCUUGCUCUCGUAGCCUCGCGAUCAAAGUUACCUCACCCGAGAUACUCUACGACAGCUCAGAAGUGUGGCUCGGCCCUCCCGAUGAAGCGUUGUCUUCCGGGUUUAUCUUCAUCGAUGUUCUUGCUCACAGCCCAUUUCUGCGCAAAUAUGCGUAUCAUAGCCAACUGGGAUCGGGCGCUUUCGGAGACGUCUGCAAGUUUUUCGCUCGGGCGGAUCCGUCCCAAUUCUUUGCUGUCAAGGUGCUUGACUACGGGUCCGAGGGCGCCAGUAGUCGCUUCGAUUGUCUCAAAGAAGUAGAGCUACUGAAACUCGCGAGGUCUCAUCCCCGCAUAUGCUCCUUGCUCGAGAGUUUCCACGAUGAAGUCAACAACAAAUUCUAUCUCGUACUUGAGUACAUGCCAUGCGGGAGUCUCGCGAGCUACUACGCCAACCGUAAGCCAGCGUCUGCCGCCGAGACGAGGGUCAUUAUGAAACAGGUAUCCGAAGGCAUUGCAUAUCUGCAUGAGUUAGGAAUAGUCCAUCGCGACUGCAAACCAGACAACAUAUUGAUCAAGCGUCUAUUUCCUUAUCCCGAGUUCGCUCUCUCGGAUCUAGGACUUGCCCAACGGUCGAGGUCAUCCAGAUUGCAUACUCGAGCCGGCACCCCAUUUUACAUGGCUCCUGAGAUAUUCCAGAAGAACGGAGACUUCUCGACGGGCUAUACUAACAAAGUUGAUUGCUGGGGAGUAGCGUUGACGGGCUUCAAUAUCCUUAUCGGUAUCCAUGAAUCGCCCUGGGUACCCGGUCCGCACAGUAGAACUUCCCCUGAACUUGAUUGGGACGCGAUGCGAAGACGCAAAGUCGGUGUGAACGGACAGGAUUUUUUUAAGAAUAUGCUCUGUAUCAAUCCUGACCGUAGGUGGUCCAUGAAAAUGGCCCUCGACUGCGCAUGGCUUCGUACGGUCCCGCCGCAUCCGGACGCCGGAAAGCUCCGAGUGCAAGCGACGACGCCUCUAUCCAUGUUUCCUGCGCCUCAAGCUAUCCAGGUCAGGACCCCCGUGGGUCGUGGGAAGCUGCGCUCGACAGAAGAUGUCCUGAGAGCACUCAAACUUCUCAAUAACCUUCCUCCACUAGUGGGUACGCCAGAGGCAGCGCCUGGCCUUCCGGGCGCCGUUGCGUUGCGAAGGUCCCCCCGCGUAGUAAAGAACGCGAAUAUCAAGAGACCGGCCACCCUAAUUGAGCAAGCAGAUGAACGCGUGCAGCAGGCGGCUACGAACGGACACGAGGAUAGUUCCCAAGAAUAUCUACCAGGGAACGACUCAGGAUCGUCGGCGGAAGUCAAAGCCGUGAAACAUAAGCGGCAGAAGGGACGUGGAAACGGUGGCGUACGAGCGGCCAAAGGAAAGGAAAGAGUUCAGGGCGUUCAAGAGGCGAAGGCAGAUAAGCUGUAG